AACAGCUGCGGAUCUAGCAAAUGCAGUUAAUGCAUUUAUCGCCUAUUGUAAGGCGGAAGCUCUUAAUAUUAAUUAUAAAAAAUCGAAAGUCCUCCACUUCACUCGUUCCCGCAAACUCAAGUUGGAGCCGCUUAAGAUCACAGGUGGCUACUUAGAAAAGGUAAAAGCCUUUAAAUAUUUAGGAUUAAUAUUCACCUAUAAUCUCUCCUGGACCACCCAUCUACAAUCUGCCUUUCUCGCUGCAACCACGACCUCUAACGCCAUUGUCCGAUUUUACCACCAGAAGGGCGGCAAACACCUUCCAGCAGCAAUUCAAAUAUUUAAUGCCAAAGUCGUCCCUAAAUUAUUAUAUGGAUGUGAAGUAUGGACUACAGCAAUAUCAGGUAACCUGGAUCGUCCACUUCAUAUGUUUCUGAGAUCUCUUUCCGGCGUCCCGAGAUGUGUCUCAGGUGCAGCCCUACGACUCGAGUUCGCCCAGCCUUCAAUUGCUAGACGAGCAUGGAGCCGAGCCAUUUCCUACACCCUCCACCUAUUAGCAUCGGAUGCUCGAAUUAGAGGUGGCUUUUCCAAUCUGAUCCUAAGAGAUAUUCAUAAUUCCCCUUGGAAAACUACAAUUAACCUCAAAUUCCGCUCUCUUCUCAAUCUGAAUUGUAAAACUGUUCUUAACUUAGAGUGUAUCAGCCCGGUGGCCCUACCCCUAAUUAAAAAGAAACUACAGCAACUCGACUUCUCCAACACAGCUUCUUGUGCAAGAGGACCGUGUUCAGGCCUAGCCCUAGCUAUUCCACCCCUGAAGGGAUCCCUCUAUACUGCUUCACAAUUUCUUCGGAGACUAAGCGAAGGGCUUUUACCUGUGCCCGUCUCAACUGUUUUCCUACAGCAGUUCUGUCGGGUCGCUAUUCCAGAGUUCCCAUCGCAAACAGAACAUGCUCCUGUAAUGACACGGCCCUGGAGACUAUGGAACAUGUAA
Molecule: messenger RNA, 970 nt
Organism: Podarcis lilfordi (Lilford's wall lizard)
Lineage: Eukaryota; Metazoa; Chordata; Lepidosauria; Squamata; Lacertidae
Source: the annotation of a GenBank genome assembly